Macrobrachium nipponense is the source of this 1197-nucleotide messenger RNA. RefSeq lists its product as uncharacterized. Bases 1 to 1197 code for a protein of 398 amino acids. The record is from RefSeq and is a predicted model, not a curated record. Gene Ontology annotation, biological process: proteolysis. Gene Ontology annotation, molecular function: aspartic-type endopeptidase activity. NCBI's taxonomy places the organism in Eukaryota, Metazoa, Arthropoda, Malacostraca, Decapoda, Palaemonidae. The transcript has a single exon.
AUGAUGAAAACUAAGCAUAAUGCUUUGGUGGACACUGGAAGUGAUUAUUCUUUAGUUUCUGAGGAUAUCUUGAAUGAUACUCAGAAAUCUCUUGUCAGCUCGAGUAAUAUUACAGCUUGCGGAGCGAGCAGUGAAGAACUUCAAAUUGAGGGAGAAAUUCUGAUGGAUGUAAAGCUAGGCAAAACCAUAGUGAGACAACAUAGGUUCAUUGUGGUAUCUAAACUUGUUACUAGAGUGAUACUUGGGAUGGACUUGUGGAUAAAACUUGGCACAGUCACUCUAGAUUUGACAAAAGGGAGGUUGCGAGUGGAUUCAAUAAAUUUAUCAUUGCCAUUGAAUACUGGGGAAAGGACACAAUCACAUAAAUCAUGCUCUGAUGGAGUGGUGAAGCUCAUUGUUAGAGCUGAGAAUGCAGUUGUGAUACCUCCUAGGACAGAAUUAUUUAUAUGCUGCUCUGCUGAUGGGAUGGUUCCAGAUGAGCGGUAUCUGUUGUGUCCCCGACGCCCUGAGGGUUCUCCGGUUGCCCCUCCUCAUUGCUGCAUCCAAGGUUCAAUCAAGAAGAAAAUGUAUGUGAGAGUUGCAAAUGUAUCGGAUAAACACGAAACUGUGCAGAGUGGAGAGGAGAUCGGGGAACUAGAGCCCAGUGUGGUAGGAUACGAUGGCAACCAUAGCCUUUUAAGUUCAAUUGAGGGGAAAAGAGGAAAUUUCAUCGUUGGAGAGUCGCUUACUUUUGAGCAGAAAGAGGAAAUGGACAAGGUACUUCAUGAGUUCAAGAAUGUUUUCUAUAAUGGAGGCCCACUGCCACUGGUACAGGUAGGGGUGGAGCACACAAUCAGAGUUAACCCAGAUUCAGCACCAAUAGCAAAUAGACCGCGGCAGUUGUCACUUGCUUUGGAGGCAGAAGUCAAGAAGGAGCUAAGCAAACUUCAGGAUAUGGGUGUAAUAAAGAAAUCAUGUAGCCCUUGGGCAGCUCCUAUUGUUUGCGCUCGUCGAGCUGAUGGAAGCCUUCGGUUGGCUAUUGAUUAUAGGGGAGUAAAUAGCGUGUCCCAGCCAGCAACAUUGCAUCCAAUUCCUGUGUGGUCGAGGAUCUUCUUGAUAGACUUGGUCAGGCAAAAUACUUUUCAGUGCUUGAUGCAAAGUCUGGAUACCAUCAGAUGCCUCUUCGGAAGGAGGAUUGUGAGGUCUCGGCCUUUGUAG